Molecule: messenger RNA, 1098 nt
Organism: Aspergillus melleus
Lineage: Eukaryota; Fungi; Ascomycota; Eurotiomycetes; Eurotiales; Aspergillaceae
Product: SWIRM domain-containing protein
Exons: 1
Coding region: 1-1098 (365 amino acids)
Biological process (GO): regulation of transcription by RNA polymerase II; chromatin remodeling
Cellular component (GO): nucleus; SAGA-type complex
Molecular function (GO): transcription coactivator activity; chromatin binding; protein binding
Source: RefSeq, a predicted model, not a curated record
AUGUCCCCUCCGGAGUCGAAGCCUCUGGAUAGCUUUAACCCUCCAUUCUCGCCUCAUGCAUUAUCACAGGAUCCACAAUUCGGUCAUGACAUGAAGCUUCCUCCUAUAUUCGUUGACCGCAAACGAACACAGUCAGAAAUGGAUCUUCCAUCGCCACCUGUUACGCCCUACACUGGGAACAAGAAGAGAAAAUCAAGCACAUCGGAAAUUAUCGAGCAAGAUGCUGCUACUGGGAUCGCUCGAGACCCUGUCCUGUUCCCUCGACAAGAGUCCAUUGCUGACGUUGCCUCCGAUGAGCCAUUGUUCGGGCCUGUAUUCCCGCCCGCGGCAGAGGCGCUCGUCGAGCAACAUAUCAAUUCUCACAUGGCAAGGUUUGAGAAUAAGCUGAACAAACCGACGCGCGAUGAGUAUCUCCUAGCUCUCUCGUGUGUUCCGAUUGUUUCGGCUCAAUUUAACCGCAACCCGGUAGCAUGGGCUAAGGAGGAGCGGGAAACCCUAGAGCGUCAAUUGAUCAUGAUGAAUCGAUGUUCCCCUCAGAGGUUGGAGGCAAGGUUAAAGAAAAUCGCGCCUGCUCCUGUUAAGAAGGCAGUCACAUCCCAACAUCGCGUGCAAAGGACUCCUAGGGUCAAGCGUACACCAAAAUCCACACCCAAACAGAAGGUUCUUGAUUCGUUUGACACGUCCCCCUCGAAUAACAGACCACCCCGUGCGAUAGGCACAAACCGGGAUGACACAGAUUAUGGUGCGAUCGAUGAUUAUUCCCCCCCAUUAGAAACCCUCGGCAGCAAUGCGAAGGCUUUGAAGGCCGACUGGAAAGGGCAAAUGCUAGAUCUCACUCAUGACCCAGAUCGACAAUUGCUGAGUCCCGCUGAAUUCAAUCUUGCGGCCACUCUCAGGCUUUCAUGCGCCACGUAUCUAUGCAGCAAGCGGCGGAUAUUUGAAGCUCGUGUUAGGGCUCUGAAUGUGGGCAAGGAAUUUCGCAAGACAGAUGCUCAGCAAGCCUGCAAAAUUGACGUUAACAAAGCAAGCAAACUCUGGACUGCAUAUGACCGUGUGGGUUGGUUUAGACCUGAACACUUUCAACAGUACAUGCGGUGA